CCUCCCGAUAGUACGUAUGCCUGGUUCAUUGUGGUUGCAGCGUUUUUAAACCUAGCAACCACCAUGGGAACGCUGAAUUCGUUCGGUGUUUACCAAGAAUACUACCUGAACGACCUGUACAAGAACGACUCGGCAGGAGUCAUUGCAUGGAUAUCGACUCUCAACAUAUUCUGUACGUUCUUUGGAUCGGUCGUGACAGGGAAGCUGACAGACGAGUUUGGGUUCCGCAUUACAUGCCUUGCGGGUGCAAUUAUUUGCGGCGUAGCUCUGAUUUUGGCAUCGUUCACGCACACGGUUUGGCAGCUGAUGUUAACCCAAGACAUUAUGCUUGGGCUUGGUACCUCGUUGGUAUUCUCUCCUUCCAUGUCGGUUGUCGCUCAGUGGAACGUCAAACAUCGCAUUCUGGCAACAGGGAUCGCGGUUUCAGGUGGUGGCGUAGGGGGAAUGAUCAUCUCAAACGCCACACGAAGGAUGAUUGAUGGUAUUGGCUAUUGCUGGUCGCUGCGCGUGCUGGGGCUACUUGUUACCGCAAUCAGCGGUUCGGCAUCGCUAGUCUACAAACGUCGAAUGUCUGCACCCAAAACUGGAAAUAGCGCAUUGCUAUUUAAUCUGUUUAGGGACCCACGCUUCCUUUGCAUUAAUGCUGCUCUCAUGUUCUUGGACUUUGCGUUUUACGAACCAAUGCUGUACAUGCCCACAGCAGCCGUUAAUGAAACCGGACUAAAGACGACAGCCUCGAAUAUCGUGCUAGUAUUUAAUGCUGGCACAGCUGCUGGCCGUGUUCUGUCUGGACCUAUAGCGGAUUUGCUCGGCCCACACAAUACUAACUUGGCGGCAAAUAGUCUGAUAUGUGUUUUGAUAUUUGUUUUUAUGCAGGGGGUCAAGACGAUUGCUGGGUAUUACGCGUUCAUUUCCCUGUAUGGCAUACUCUGCACAUUGUAUCUGGCCAUCAAUGUGCACAUCCUGGCUGACGAGUUUGGCACCCAGGCUAUUGCCACUGCAGUCGGAUUGAACACCGCGUGCUCUGGAGUUGGCUCACUGGUUGGGAACCCAGUGCUAGGUGCCCUUUACGAGAAUUAC
Linderina pennispora is the source of this 1080-nucleotide messenger RNA. RefSeq names its product MFS general substrate transporter. Gene Ontology annotation, biological process: transmembrane transport. The transcript has a single exon. The record is from RefSeq and is a predicted model, not a curated record. Gene Ontology annotation, cellular component: fungal-type vacuole membrane. Lineage: Eukaryota; Fungi; Kickxellomycota; Kickxellomycetes; Kickxellales; Kickxellaceae. The annotation marks the transcript as partial. Gene Ontology annotation, molecular function: transmembrane transporter activity.